Cadophora gregata is the source of this 1440-nucleotide messenger RNA. RefSeq names its product Serine hydroxymethyltransferase, cytosolic (gene SHM2). Gene Ontology annotation, molecular function: cobalt ion binding; pyridoxal phosphate binding; glycine hydroxymethyltransferase activity. Gene Ontology annotation, cellular component: cytoplasm. The record is from RefSeq and is a predicted model, not a curated record. Bases 1 to 1440 code for a protein of 479 amino acids. Lineage: Eukaryota; Fungi; Ascomycota; Leotiomycetes; Helotiales; Ploettnerulaceae. Gene Ontology annotation, biological process: tetrahydrofolate interconversion; L-serine catabolic process; folic acid metabolic process. The transcript has 4 exons.
AUGGCAACUAACAGCAGCUAUGCUCUCACUGAGUCCCACAAGGACAUGCUGGAGAAGUCCCUCCUUGACACCGACCCAGAAAUCGCGGAGAUUAUGAAACUUGAGAUCCAACGUCAAAGAGAAUCAAUUAUCCUCAUUGCAUCCGAGAAUGUUACCUCCCGCGCCGUAUUCGAUGCAUUGGGGUCCCCAAUGUCCAACAAAUACUCUGAGGGUUACCCAGGGGCCCGAUACUACGGUGGAAACCAGCAUAUCGACUCGAUCGAGUUGACUUGCCAAGCUCGCGCACUCAAGGCCUUCAACCUCGAAUCCGAGAAAUGGGGCGUCAACGUCCAAUGCUUGAGUGGUAGCCCUGCCAAUCUGCAGGUGUACCAGGCAAUCAUGAAACCUCAUGAUAGACUUAUGGGCCUUGAUCUGCCUCACGGUGGCCAUUUGAGCCACGGCUAUCAGACUCCCCAAAGAAAGAUCUCUGCCGUCUCUACCUACUUUGAAACCUUCCCAUACCGAGUAAAUCUCGACACCGGCAUCAUCGACUAUGACAGACUCGAAGAGAACGCCUUGAUGUAUAGACCCAAGGUUCUUGUCGCUGGUACUUCAGCAUACUGCCGAUUGAUCGAUUAUGCCCGCAUGCGCAAGAUCGCUGACCUUGUCGGUGCCUACCUUGUCGUCGAUAUGGCUCACAUCUCUGGUCUUAUCGCCGCUGGUGUCAUCCCAAGCCCAUUUGAGCAUGCCGAUAUCGUUACCACUACUACACACAAGUCUCUCCGUGGUCCCCGAGGCGCGAUGAUAUUCUUCCGUAAGGGUGUCCGCAAGACUGACGCUAAGACUGGAAAGGAGACUCUCUACGAUCUAGAGGGCCCUAUCAACUUCUCUGUCUUCCCAGGUCACCAAGGUGGCCCUCACAACCACACAAUCACUGCCCUCGCCGUUGCUCUUAAGCAAGCUACUACCCCUGAGUUCAAGCAAUACCAAGAGCAGGUUGUGAAAAAUGCCAAGGCUCUUGAGGUUGAGUUCAAGAAGCUCGGUUACAAGCUCGUAGCUGACGGAACUGACUCCCACAUGGUUCUUCUUGAUCUCCGACCACAAGCACUUGAUGGCGCCCGUGUUGAGGCUGUUUUGGAGCAAGUCAACAUUGCUUGCAACAAGAACUCCAUUCCAGGGGACAAAUCGGCUCUUACCCCAUGCGGUAUCCGUAUCGGCACUCCAGCCAUGACAUCCCGUGGUUUCGGUGAGGUGGCCUUCAUCAAGGUCGCAGACUACAUCGAUCAGUGCAUUAAGAUCUGUAAGGAAGUUCAAGGCGCACUACCCAAGAGCGACAACAAGCUCAAGGACUUCAAGGCCAAGGUCGCGGGUGGCGAAGUUGAGAAGAUCAACGAGAUGAGAAAGGAAAUUGCUGCUUGGGCUGGCAGUUUCCCUCUCCCUGUCGAGGGCUGGAGAGUUUAG